Pseudomyrmex gracilis is the source of this 2181-nucleotide messenger RNA. RefSeq lists its product as uncharacterized. The transcript is spliced from 12 exons. Lineage: Eukaryota; Metazoa; Arthropoda; Insecta; Hymenoptera; Formicidae. The annotation marks the transcript as partial. The record is from RefSeq and is a predicted model, not a curated record. Gene Ontology annotation, molecular function: protein binding.
UAGCAAUGUUCAAUGCAUGGAUGAAUUGUACAUUAAUAAACACAACAAUAAGCUGUUUAGAUUCAUGGAAUCGAGAAAAUUGGAUUCUUACAGAUGCUAUGAGAACACCAAUGGGUCCGGUAUUUGAUCAAAGAUGGGAAGAAUUUCAAGAACUAAAAUUUCCAGAAAACGGCUAUUUGGAUUCGGCAGGUGUAUCAAUUCCAAAAACAGGAGCGAUGUCUAUUUCAAUUCGUUCAUGGCAGAAUGUGCACAUUUCGGUCUGUCUUCUUCGUUCUUUCAUAUCUUACAAUAGACGUUCUCUGAUUAAGUUAUUUUGUUUUGCAAUAACAUUAAGAUAUGAUGAUACGGAGUUCACGGUUCAAUAUGAGAAGUUUAUUUAUUUAGACAACGAUUCACUUCGCCACCGCACUGUCACCGACAAAAUCUCCAAAAGAUUAACAUCAUUAUCUGAGACUGAAUGGCGAACGUUCGUUAUUUCAUGGGAUUUUUGGAAAAGAAAUAUAUCUGUUUAUGAUACUAACAAUAAUAACAGAAUGCUUACAAUUGAAAAUACAGAAAAGUUUAACUUUACUGUCGACGAAUUUGACAAUUUUUACACUUUAUUUUCCAUCAAAACAUUCAGACAAGAAACAAAGCAAUUACCCAAAGUGUUGUGUCGCUUCCAUGACUACACUUUCCUGUACACAGUUGACGAAAAUGCAAUUUUAACAACUCGUUCUUAUAAACCUAAUACUCAGAAGAUGUGCAUACAGUUAUCACUAGGCUUGUGUGCAGNAUGUAAUGCAGANGUCNNGAUNAUUGANUCUACAACGCAUAAANUAUUACACUCUGUAACAGCUAAAGGCUCACUAAAUGCUGCGAUUCACGGNUUACCUAUGUGGCAACUCGUUAAACUUGAUGGAAAUUUUUCCGCCGACACUUAUAUUAGNNAAAUAAAAAUCCGUGUAAUACCCAAAAUUACGAAGCCUACUCAUAACCCGUUAUGGGCAAUAGNUCAUGUUAGUCAAUGUCCCAAUACAGACGUUUUGAGGAAAGGAAUUAUUUCGCAAAAAAAUAACAAUGCUACUUUGUUGUCGAAUAUAACUUGCCAAAAAUUAUUUUUUAACGAAAAUACUGUCGUAAGUUCUCUGCCAAAAGUUACAAACAGCAUAGAUCUAGACACAGAUGACAAAAUUUGUCCUGAAGGAAAAAUUGGACCAGAUUGUUUCUUUUCCUGCGAACAUGAUCUAAACAGCUCUUUUAACUGUAGAGGAACUGCAGUCUGUUACAAACAUGGUUGUUUAUGUUCUCCAGGAUUUCAAGGCGAUACAUGCUCUGAUUUAUGUAACAACAAUUGGUAUGGGUAUAAUUGUACAAACAAGUGCGGUUCAUGCAACUCUUUUGGAUGUAACAAAAGAACUGGAGAAUGUAUUAACGGAUGUGCUGAUAACUUGAAAAUAUUGUACGUGCCACCCUUGUGUCAUAUAGGCAUAGAUAAGCUCACAGAACCUGAAAUUGUCUCUGUCACUUCAACAAGCAUCCGAACUAAACUUCCUAUAGUGUGGAAACAAGAAUAUGAAAAAAUACAAAUAACUUAUUCGUUCACUAUUAUGGGAGAAAAUAACUACACCUUUUCGCAAUCGUGGAAUAAACUGUUAAAAAAUAUGACACAUUUGACAGGAUAUUUCACCAAUUUGAAUCCUGGUUCUGUUUAUUCAGUCAAAUGCAAAUUGCUUGCAGUAAAUGAAAUAAUUGAAAGCAAGUGGCAAAGUGUGGAAACUGAUUGCGAACCAAUAAAAAUCUUUACCGUAUUGUCUACGGAAAACAGUAUAAUUAUUGGAUGGCAAAAUACUUCAGAUCACUUAUUUCCAUGUCCAGCACAUUGGUAUUAUGUAACUCUUCAAAAUAAAAAUACAGGCGAGAUUAUUUCUAAUUCAACAGUUACCACUUUUCCCCAUAAAGUGUCAGNUUUACCAUCACAUACUGUUUUCAACGUGAUUGUGAGUCGUCCGCGACUUGCUCAUAUAACCAUAAAACAUAGCNUCANGUUCAUCACUCAUAUUCGUACAUUACGAAGCGCUUCAACAAGAGUAUUAGAUAUUCAACAUUUUGCAAACUCGAGCACACAAGUCACUCUGAAAUGGAACUCUCCAGAUUAUUCAAGCAUAGUGCUAUAUGAAAUAACAUUAAAGGUAAUUUUAU